Leptinotarsa decemlineata (Colorado potato beetle) is the source of this 2091-nucleotide messenger RNA. RefSeq names its product GMP synthase burgundy. Gene Ontology annotation, molecular function: GMP synthase activity; ATP binding; GMP synthase (glutamine-hydrolyzing) activity. Gene Ontology annotation, biological process: GMP biosynthetic process. NCBI's taxonomy places the organism in Eukaryota, Metazoa, Arthropoda, Insecta, Coleoptera, Chrysomelidae. The record is from RefSeq and is a predicted model, not a curated record. Gene Ontology annotation, cellular component: cytosol.
AUUGAUAAAACUGUAUUUUUUUCAUUUGAAUUUGGUAGUUACCUAUUUCAACCCGUAUUUUUUUCUUGAAAAGUAUUUUUCUGUUGUGUAGCAAUAGGAACAUGUACGAGGAAAAUUUUCUUUUGAGUUUCCUCAUGAUCUGAAUGGAACUGUCUUAUCAAGAGAUACUUCUGUGAUCUGUGCAUUGUCUUCAAUAAUGAACAUGUGGAUUUUAACUUCCAGAGACUUCUAGGAUGUAUGAUUUCAUGGUUUUCAAGAGAUAUGAUGAAUAAUUCACUACAUAAUGACAUUCAAAUUGGAAGCUCAAAUCCAGAGAAAAUUUGCAUAUUAGAUGCUGGCGCCCAAUAUGGGAAAGUUAUUGAUAGAAAAGUGAGGGAGUUGUGCGUUGAAUCACAUUUACUCCCUUUAGACACGCCAGCCUUCAGCAUAAAAGAAGGAGGAUAUAAAGGAAUUAUUAUAUCUGGAGGACCCAAUUCUGUAUACGGUGAAGACGCUCCCAAAUAUGAUGCUGAUAUUUUCAGGAUAGGACUGCCCGUUUUAGGUAUAUGUUAUGGAAUGCAAAUGAUGAACAAAGAAUUUGGUGGUACAGUAGUACGAAAGAAUUCUAGAGAAGAUGGCGUGUUUAAUAUAGAAGUCGAUACAAAAUGUUUAUUAUUCAAGGGCCUAGACAAAAUACAGACUGUAUUAUUAACUCAUGGCGACUCAGUAGACAAAGUAGCUGAUAAUUUUAGAUCGGUAGCACAAAGUUCCUCUUUUUGUGCUGGAAUUUGCAACGAGAAACUGCAGCUGUAUGGGGUUCAGUUUCAUCCUGAAGUAGAUUUAACUUCAAAUGGCAAAACCAUGCUCAAAAACUUUCUCUUUGAUGUAGUUGGAAUGACUGGCAAUUUCACUAUUCAAGGAAGAGAAGAACAAUGCAUAAAAUAUAUUAAAGAAACUGUCGGGGACAAAAAAGUUCUUUUGUUACUUAGUGGUGGUGUAGACAGCACUGUUUGUGCAGCCUUGUUACACAAAGCUUUAACGCCCAAUCAAGUAAUAGCGAUUCACAUCGAUAAUGGUUUUAUGAGGAAAAAUGAGAGUGCAAAAGUGCACAAUAGUUUAAUGAAAAUUGGUCUCAAUUUGAGGGUGAUUAAUGCAGCAUCAAACUUUUGUGAAGGUACAACAAUUAUACCAGUAGAUAAAAAAGAGGGAAAUAGAACUGUGGAAACUAAAAUGUUAUGCAUGACUUCAAGUCCAGAAGAGAAGAGAAAGAUAAUAGGAGAUAUAUUUGUUAAAAUAUCUGAUGAAAUAGUUGCUGAUCUCAAUCUCAAACCUGAAGACGUAUUUUUGGGACAAGGAACCUUAAGGCCUGAUUUGAUUGAGUCUGCAUCAAAACUAGUGUCCUCCAAAGCUGAUACAAUCAAAACACACCACAAUGACUCUGAACUCAUUAGAAAAUUACGAGAUCAAGGUAAAUAUCAAUUACAAGCUAUUUUUUAAAUAUAUCCCUUCAUUAUCGUUAUGAAAAAUCACCUGGAAAAGUUAUAAACAAUGAAUUGUUUCCACAAAUAUAAGNUUAUAGUUGAAUUCAGUGAAAUGGUAAAGAGGAAACAUGGCUUAUUGAAUAGGGUUGAAGACGCUAUAAAUAAUGAAGAAAGGGAAAUGUUGAAGAAAAUCUCUAGUCAUCAGAAAUUUGCUGCCACUUUAUUGCCUAUCCGUAGUGUUGGAGUCCAAGGUGAUUGUAGAUCAUACAGUUACGUUGUGGGCAUAUCAUCAGAUCAGGAACCUGAUUGGGAAGAAAUGAUGUUCCUCUCUUCAGUGAUACCAAGAAUAUGCCGUAACAUAAACAGAGUAUGUUACAUUUUCGGAGGUAUUGUAAAGGAAUCUCUACCAGAUGUUACCCCAACUUACUUGACCAGUAAUGUCCUUAGCACACUAAGGCAAUGUGAUGAUGUAGCGACUAAGGUAAGUGUAGAGGUAAUCGAUGACUCAAGAAAUGAUGAAUUACAAACAAUUUUGUUUUGUUGUUAUUUAGACGCUGUCUGUUGUAAAAAUAAGGUGAAUUUUCAUUUAUCUCAAAGAAUAUUUAUUUGUGAUUAAUUGUGGUGAACCCGA